CCAAAUUUAAAAAAGUAACAACUUGGCGUUUGCGCAUGCGCAUUGCCAACAUAACCAUCAAAUUUGCGGUGUGGUUUUUCCCCUUAAAACAGUUAAAAAUUGCAAAAAACCGUGAACUAACUGUAGAAAAAUGCAAGUGCCCCCUGUCUUUAUCGACGUGAGUCCCGAGGACCAGGCGCAAGAGCUCCGCAUUUACUUAAAAAGUUUAGGCGCUGAAAUUUCGGAGGAAAAAUCAGUCAAGGGCAUCGAAGACGACCUACACAAAAUAAUCGGCGUAUGCGAGGCCUGUUUCAAGGAGGGCCAGGAGCCCGAAGUUGAGAUGGUGCUCAACGACAUUGUCUCAAUCAUGGUGCUUAUCCCGGCCGACCGGUCCGAGAACAUCAUCCUGGCCUUUUGCCAGAAGCUGCUCAAGGCUCAGGGCCCCAAACUGGGGCUGGUGUGCCUGCGCGCCUUGUGGCUGCUGUUCCAGUCGCUUGACGAGACGUCCCCCAUGCGCUACCACGUCUACUACCACUUGAUUUUAAUUGCGGAGAAAACGGACCAGGUCAAGUCGGUGUUCCAGGAUAUCGAGCAUUUGAAGCAACAGUUCGCCCCGUGUCCACCGACAAGCGAGCAGUUGCAGAUUCUGUACCGGUUGUUGCACCAGGUGCUGCUAAAGAGCAACCACAGUGAGCAGGCUGCCAAGGUCAUGAUCGAACUUUUGGGGACCUACACCGAUAAGAACGCCUCGCAUGCCCGCGAGGACGCGAUCAAGUGCAUCGUCUCGGCCCUGGGGGACCCCAACACCUUCCUCCUCGACCCCUUACUGGCCCUAAAGCCGGUCAAAUUUCUCGAAGGGGAGCUAAUCCACGACUUGCUUAAUAUCUUUGUCAGCGAAAAUUUGGCAACGUAUUUGAAAUUCUACCAAGAACACAAGGAGUUUGUCACGUCGCAGGGGUUGAACCACGAGAAGAACAUGCAAAAGAUGCGGUUGUUGUCCUUCAUGCAACUCGCUGAGACCAACCCGGAGAUCAGUUUUGACGUGAUUGAGAGAGAGUUGCAGAUCAAGGCUGAGGAGGUCGAGGCGUUUAUUAUCGAAGUCUUGAAGACUAAACUGGUGAGGGCCCGCAUGGACCAAGCCGCUCGGAAAGUCUACGUCUCAAGCACCAUGCAUAGGACUUUUGGGCGCGCCCAGUGGCAACAAUUGAGGGAUUUGCUCCACUCGUGGAAAAGCAACCUCAGCAUGGUCCAGGAAGGGAUGAAGAACGUCACAGCGGCACAGCUCGAAAUGUUGAACCAACAAUAAUUGUUUUGUAGCGAUUAAUUUAAGAAUAAAAAUUUUGGAACUA
Molecule: messenger RNA, 1328 nt
Organism: Tribolium castaneum (red flour beetle)
Lineage: Eukaryota; Metazoa; Arthropoda; Insecta; Coleoptera; Tenebrionidae
Gene: eIF3m
Product: eukaryotic translation initiation factor 3 subunit m
Exons: 3
Coding region: 131-1285 (384 amino acids)
Biological process (GO): cytoplasmic translational initiation
Cellular component (GO): cytoplasm; eukaryotic translation initiation factor 3 complex
Molecular function (GO): translation initiation factor activity
Source: RefSeq, a predicted model, not a curated record